GAGAAUAGAUAAUCGUCAUCAUAUGAGUAUAACGAACCUUUGUAAUAACUUACUGUAAAUUUUGAACGAACAUUUUACAUUAUUUACAACAAUAAUUAGUUUAUCAAAGGAAUAUUAUAAGAUCUUAAUAUAUGUGUUGACAACGUUCAAAUAGACUAGCCGGGCUUACAUGUAUCUUGUGAUGCCGCGCCGUCAGUUGUCACUGUUCAUGUUAUUAAAGAUGUUACGUCUAACUUCGAUGUUGAUUGGCGUGAAGAUGUCCCAAGUCGGAUUUGUUCUUCUCCUCGCAGAAAUAACGAGCGCCCAACUUCAAUUCUGUCGUGACCAAGUGAAGACCGCCGAACUCGGAUUCACUAGACCCGUUGAGGAGAGAAAUCUCAUUGACUUUGCCGUCCACGCCAAAUACAAAGAUCUCCAUUGUUGUGCGGAAGGAUACGCUACCUUACAGUGGCACUUCAAUGGUGAACCAUUUCCCUGGGAGAGACAAGGACGAAUAAAGCUGGAGAAUAACAACCAGACAUUAGUCAUUAAGGAUACAUAUUUAGAAGACGCUGGGCUGUAUACGUGUAGGGGCGUAGCUUCUAGGGACGUGGCCUCUGGAGCCGACGUUAUAUCGCAUGCAGUCAACCUCACUGUCUUAGAAUUCGUUGACUACACUGGACCACCCCUCGUGUCAGAGGAACCACGUGACGUAGUAGCCCUCCCCGGGGCGAACGUCACGUUUUAUUGCGAGGCAUACUUUGGAUCUAUUAGGAGAAAAAGUGUUUACUGGUUGAAAUAUUACAACGGUAGUAUUCAAUUUGCGGGAAAUUUGCCAAGACAUAGAGAAGUGUCCGUAAAAAAAUAUGACUCUUUAAUAGUUGGAGCAUAUUUACAUGUUGAUGAUGUCAACUUAGACGACUACAACGCCACCUAUGAGUGCCGAAUGACAAGGGGGAGACGGAGAGAUAAAGUUUAUUUUAAUGCAUCAAUUAUCUAUGGAGACCCUGAUGCCACGGAAAUCAUUCGCUCUGUAAUAUCGGAUCCUGGUGGUUUCAAACCAGCUGUGAUCACGGUGGCUUGUCUUUUCGCUGUAGUGGCCUUUGUCUGCCUUCUAGGAUUCAACUACAGGUUGGAAAUACAACUCAUCGUUAAGAGCCAAUUGCAAACUGGAGAACCUCUAGAGGACAUGUGCUACCACAUGUUUGUGGCUUACGACCACAAAUCUGAUGAUGACCAAGAGUUUGUGGUAACUGCCAUGUUGACUGAACUAGAAGAGAAAUGUAAUUAUAAGAUGUGUAUAAUUGACAGGGAUUUUGGAGCGGGAGAAACUCUUGCUGAUGAAUAUUUACGAUGUAUCCAAGCGAGUCAGCACUUCAUAGCUCUGAUUACACCGAGUUUCCUCAAAAGCGGUUGGUGCGACUUUGCGCUUAAAGUAGCACUAGAACAUCAUAGACAAUGUACAUUCCUUGUGUAUAAACCUAUCGAGAACUGGAACGAUUACUUGGAGAGGGCAAGUACUAAAUCUGCCAUGAAAGUCAUUAAAACUAUAAAAUGGCCUCAGGAUGAACAACGAAGGAAGGUGGAAAUGUUUUGGAAGAGACUUAGGCUACAGCUACCUGCCUUAGCUAAGGACACACGGGUGGAACCCGAUGUAAUACUAAAUGCAGUUAAACGAAGAGAUGCCAAAUGCUGA
This is a messenger RNA of Owenia fusiformis, 1675 nucleotides long. The record is from the annotation of a GenBank genome assembly. NCBI's taxonomy places the organism in Eukaryota, Metazoa, Annelida, Polychaeta, Sabellida, Oweniidae.